Penicillium coprophilum is the source of this 1425-nucleotide messenger RNA. It is a transcript of the gene zpr1, whose product is annotated as zinc finger-containing protein ZPR1. Bases 1 to 1425 code for a protein of 474 amino acids. NCBI's taxonomy places the organism in Eukaryota, Fungi, Ascomycota, Eurotiomycetes, Eurotiales, Aspergillaceae. Gene Ontology annotation, cellular component: nucleus; cytoplasm. The record is from RefSeq and is a predicted model, not a curated record. Gene Ontology annotation, molecular function: zinc ion binding. The transcript has 4 exons.
AUGGUCAGCAAAGCCGAUAAUGAUGCCCUCGAGGCGCAGUUUGAGUCGCAAUUCCAAAAGCCCGGCGAUCUUGUGGAGCGUGAUGAAGACACCGGUGCAAUGUCUAUUGAGUCACUUUGCAUGAACUGCCACAAGCAAGGAGUCACCCGCUUGCUCCUGCUCCGAGUUCCUUAUUUCAGAGACAUUAUCCUCGAAAGUUUCGAAUGUGAACACUGCUUCCUCAAGAACAACUCGAUCAAAUCGGCCGGCCAGAUUCAGGAGCGUGGAACAGUUUACACUUUAAGGGUUGAGAAUGAAGAGGAUCUUCAGCGCCAAGUUAUCCGCAGCGAUGUUUCCAGUUUCAAACUUACUACGAAACUCGGCAAUGAGAUUGAAGUUCCCAAGGGAACUGGCCAGCUGACCAAUGUCGAAGGCAUGGUUCAACUCAUUCACGAAAAUUUGUCAGGAGAGCAGGAUCUUCGUAAAGAACAAGCUCCUGAACUCUACGAAUCCCUUGUGCCUAUCAUCGAGAGCCUUGAGAAGAUCAUGAACCGCGAGGACGCUUUCCCCUUCAGCAUUUCCCUUGAUGAUCUCACUGGAAAUUCAUGGAUUGCGCCCAACAGCACCGAUCGUGGAAACAAGUACACGCGCCGUGAAUACCCGCGUACCCACGAACAGAACGAGGAGUUGGGAAUUUCCGCAGAUGCAAACGCUGUCAGCCAAGAGGACACAGCUCAGCUUGAUGCCGGAGACCCAGAGGACCUCGAUAUCGUUGAUGGCCAGGUCUACACCAUUCCUGCUGAGUGCCCCGGUUGCAACAAGGAAGCUGAGGUGAACAUUAAGAAAGUCAACAUUCCUUACUUCAAGGAAGUCCUGCUGUUCGGUACGAACUGUGGACACUGCGGCUACAAAUCGUCCGCAAUUAAGACUGGUGGUGAGGUGCCCGAGAAGGGCAGGCGUAUCACUCUCCAGGUGAAUAACCAGGUUGAUCUCUCGCGCGAUAUUCUCAAGAGUGACUCGGCAGGACUUUACAGUCCUGAGCUUGACCUGGAUGUUCAGCCAGGCACGCUUGGUGGACGUUUCACCACGGUUGAAGGAUUGCUAGUUGAGAUCAGGGAUCAACUGAAGGGUGCCAUUUUCGAUGUUGAUGAUUCCACACACUCUGGAGGCGACAGCAUGGCCUCUGAUGAUAAGGAUAAGUGGCAACGAUUCUUCAACCGUCUCGACCAGGCUAUCGAUGGCGAGCUCAAGUUCACUAUCACAUUGCAAGACCCGAUGGCCUCCUCUUACGUCCAGGAUAUUUGCAGUCCAGCUAUCGACCACCAGAUUACUACCGAGGACUACACUCGCUCUGCCGAGGAGGAAGAUGAUCUCGGUCUGACAGACAUGAAGACCGAGGGCUAUGAGCAGGCUGAGGCCGAGACUGAGACCACUCAGAAGGAGUAA